Pungitius pungitius (ninespine stickleback) is the source of this 1015-nucleotide messenger RNA. It is a transcript of the gene park7, whose product is annotated as parkinson protein 7. Bases 113 to 682 code for a protein of 189 amino acids. Gene Ontology annotation, molecular function: oxidoreductase activity, acting on peroxide as acceptor. Lineage: Eukaryota; Metazoa; Chordata; Actinopteri; Perciformes; Gasterosteidae. Gene Ontology annotation, biological process: response to oxidative stress; glycolate biosynthetic process; glyoxal metabolic process. The transcript has 6 exons. The record is from RefSeq and is a predicted model, not a curated record. Gene Ontology annotation, cellular component: nucleus; mitochondrion; cytoplasm.
GGCAACCCGCCUCAUGUCAAAAUCUCAUCGCAGAGUGUCGGGUUCUCUUCUGAAAGUUGCGCACCGAAGUUAGCGUCUUUGCACGUUUGAAUAGCGCAACCACAAGCUAACCAUGGCAGGCAAGAGGGCGUUAGUGAUCCUGUCUAAAGGUGCAGAGGAGAUGGAGACGGUCAUCCCGGUGGACAUCAUGCGUAGAGCUGGGAUUACAGUGACGGUCGCAGGGCUGACGGGCAAAGAGCCAGUCCAGUGCAGCAGAAACGUCGUCAUUUGUCCUGAUGCUAGCCUGGAGGAAGCGAGCAAACAGGGCCCGUACGAUGUGGUGCUUCUGCCAGGAGGAAUGCCAGGGGCCCAGAAUCUGGCGGAGUCUCCUGCUGUGAAGGAGGUACUGAAAGAUCAAGAUGGCAGAAAAGGCCUGAUUGCAGCCAUCUGUGCAGGUCCCACUGCUCUCCUGGCACAUGGCAUUGGGUAUGGCAGCACAGUCACUACACAUCCUGCUAUGAAGGAGAAGAUGAUGGCUGGAGACCACUAUAAAUAUUCAGAGGCUCGAGUACAGAAGGAUGGACAUUACAUCACCAGCCGUGGGCCAGGCACAAGUUUUGAGUUUGCCCUGACCAUUGUAGAGGAACUUAUGGGGGCCGAGGUUGCAGCUCAAGUCAAGGCUCCUCUUGUUAUGAAGGAUUAACUGUAACCAUGUUCACCAACAUCCCGCAAGCAGCACUGUCCGCUGUAGACGUCUUGCGCUACUGAGACAGCGAAUCUAAUAUAGCUGGCACUGAGAGUCAAAGUCACUACUGACAAAUCAUUCUCCCUAAGGGACACAAGGAUGUUUCUGCUCUGACAUGUUAUUGUCUUCCUUUCUCUUUCUUGUUUCCUCAUAAGGUACAUAUAUUUCUUUUCUCAACUAAAAUAGAAUGUGGAUUCAGAGGCUCAACUGAAUUACAUUCAUUGGGUCGACAAUUUUCCUGUGGCUUGAAUUGUUUCACUUGACAUUAAAACAUCAACUUGCUGAAAAGAA